AUGAGAGCGGAAGCAUGUCACAAAUGGUCAAAGGUGUUAGCGGAACAGGAUUUUGAUGAUUUUAUAACAGUUGAAAGAGGAGGAAAAAGAGAGGAUGCAUUUUGGAACGUAUACCCAGAUUUGGAAAUGGAAGCCAGAUUAUUUGUUUAUGAUCAAUGUGCCAAAAAAGAAGCUUCGUUCACUGCAGACACACUUGCAAGAUUCAUUGAUGCUCGUUUUUACGAAAUUACAAACACCAAGAAAGUUGCUACAGGAUUAAUUAGAUCAGUUGGAAGUUGGAGAUUAGAUAUUCGUCACUUUGGUGUAAAGUACACAGGAAACCAAGGUCGACCAUAUUUCUUAGGUCAUGAACGUGAAGAUGUAGUGAAACACAGAGAAGAAUUUGUUAAAUAUUUCAUUGAACAUUGA
Molecule: messenger RNA, 408 nt
Organism: Didymodactylos carnosus
Lineage: Eukaryota; Metazoa; Rotifera; Eurotatoria; Philodinida; Philodinidae
Source: the annotation of a GenBank genome assembly